This is a messenger RNA of Durio zibethinus, 1664 nucleotides long. RefSeq names its product alpha/beta-Hydrolases superfamily protein. The record is from RefSeq and is a predicted model, not a curated record. Gene Ontology annotation, cellular component: chloroplast envelope. Lineage: Eukaryota; Viridiplantae; Streptophyta; Magnoliopsida; Malvales; Malvaceae.
UCAUUAGAUAUAGAUAUCAACAUUCUUGCUUUAGUUUGACUACAGACAGUGGUCGAGCUUCCUUUUACUUGUAGCAAGUACUACCUGAUACAAAUUGGUUUUUAAUUCGUUUGUAUGAUCGUUGCUCCCAGACCCAGACAGAGUUAUGAGUGGGGGAGGGUUGGUGUUUCAAUAUCACUACCAGUUUCUGCGUAUAAGCAAUGGAGUUGCCAUUGGCAGCAACAACCAAACUUGUCAAACAUUUGUUUCCUCCCAUUCCAAUUCCAAACGCCGCUAUCCUACUCUUGCCACCACCAUCACCCAUGCCUUUUCCCUCUCCGGCUCUGGCUCCGGUGCCCAAUACUCUGCAGCAGGGGAAUUAAUCGACGCCGGAAGGAAGCAGCAAAAAAAGAGAAUAGCGGGCAUUGAUCAAGAUGAAUUGUUGGAUCCAAAACUCCUAGCUGAUCCAGACAGUUGCUUUUGUGAGUUUCAAGGGGUUGAAAUCCAUCACAAGCUUUAUGACCCAGGCUCACAUUCCUCAGAUAAAUCUUUACUCACCCACAGCCAGGAUGUCCAGGACCAGACUCAAACCCCAUUAUUGAAGCUCGGUCUUCCUAUGAUUCUACUACAUGGUUUUGGAGCUUCUGUUUUCUCAUGGAACAGAGUUAUGAAGCGAUUGGCACACCUCACAUGCUUCAAAGUUCUUGCCUUUGAUAGACCAGCCUUUGGUUUGACUUCAAGACUCAAUAGUUUUGGGACCCAAAUAAGUGAUGCAAAACCUGUGAAUCCCUACUCCAUGGCGUUUUCUGUGCUUGCUACCUUGUACUUCAUUGAUUUCUUGGCUGCUGAAAAGGCAAUUCUGGUGGGGCAUUCAGCUGGUUCUCUUGUAGCAGUUGAUGCAUACUUUGAAGCUCCUGAACGUAUUGCUGCUCUGAUCCUGAUUGCCCCAGCAAUAUUGGCCCCACGUGCUAUUCGUGAGCCUAAGAUUGUUGAAGGAAACCGCUCUGAAGGAAAUAACCAGACUAACGGAGACAGAUCGGUCUCAAAUAAUAUAAGGAAGCCGCUCUUUAAGCUUUUUGAAGUUUUGUCCAAGUUUACCAAGUACAUCACAGAAGCAGUGAUGCGAAUGAUAAAGGGGAUGGCGGUUAUGCUCAACUCUCUGUAUAAGAAAGCACUUUCUUCUUUCCUUCAAUCUGCCCUUCCCGUAAUGCUGGCAAGGUUGCUAAUUGAUAAAUUUGGUAUAGCUGCCGUAAGGACUGCAUGGUAUGAUUCUAAACAAGUCACUGAACACAUUCUAGAUGGGUAUACCAAGUGGUCGAAUAAAGAUUUGUAUCUUAUGCAGCCACUGAGAGCUAAGGGUUGGGACAGGGCUCUUGUAGAAUUCACAGCAGCAAUGCUUAUAAAUGGCAAGUCUGAAAUGAAGCCACCACUGGCAAAAAGACUACAUGAAAUCUCCUGUCCUGUUCUUAUUGUCACGGGUGACACUGAUCGAAUAGUUCCUUCUUGGAAUGCUGAGAGACUUUCACUGGCGAUCCCUCAAUCUAAGCUUGAAGUAAUCAAGAAUUGCGGUCACUUGCCCCAUGAGGAAAAGGUCGAAGAGUUUGUUAGAGUCGUUGAGAAGUUUCUGCAAAGAGCUUUUGGUGGUUCAAAGGAGCAUUCUCUGCAAGCAGUAACUUGAAACUUGU